AUGGUGUUGACCAACACAGUGGCAGCUGUUCGCACUUCUUCAUCUACGUAUCGCACUCGAGCUAUCACCAAUCGCCUUUCGAUCGCAUCGCACAGCCUUCACACUUCAGUUCUCCGUGCUCACACCAACAUGCGUGUUAGACGAUACGACAUUCUCAACUUGCCACUCGUACCUGCGUCCGAGCGGCUUACGGUCAACUUGCUCGCGGACCCGGUGACACCAGAGCCCCGUUCCAUCGUAUCCGUGCCAGACUCUUCUCCUUCCCUCGUACGCAGAUCUCGCCCCGUCGGCCACGGCUCUCACUUCAGCUUCCUCUCCACUCUACCUCUAUCUUUCCCGUACGACUUUCCUCCCGAACAGGAAGGCGAAGACUCGCUCGGCGACCGGCACCAAAAGGAGCUGGAACAAGAUGACACGGACGACUCCCAGCUCACUGCAGAGCAAAAGAAGCUAAAGAUUGAACAGGCACACAAGAAACGCAUGCAAGAGGUCGAGCACAUGCUGCAGCGAUACGAGGUACAAGCUUCCGAGGCAGCAACGAGCGCCGCCGCUGACGGAUCGGCUUCAUCGACCGGCUUGACCGGACACGUCCCGCCUCGUCGUCGACACCAACACUUUCCCUCUGCCCGCCUUCUUGGUGUGUCACCUGCAGCGCUCCGCGACUGUCUACCUCACCUCGACGUUGGUGACGCAUUUCAGUGGAUUCAGAGCCAAACCAUGAGCGCUGGCCCCAGCUCGUACAGCUCUGGGCCCAUGGCCGAUGCUGCAUCCUCCGACACCGUUGCCCCGGACGUUGCUGCACGCAAGACACUCAGCGACUUUGUGUCCGGUCGACUCAUUGGUGCACGCAUCAAGGCAAGUCCUCAAGAGCUAGAUAACGAUGACAAUGCUGGAUAUGGCACAAAAUACAUGCGUCUCCGCGAAAAGGUCAUCAAGGGCGAACAAAAGGAGGAGCCUCCCGCCGAUCGCACCCUUCGCCGCCUGGACGAGCUCGAACGGAAGCGAGCUGCUGCCGACGCCACCGACUAUGCUCCCUGGUCCCUGUGCUACGCUGGACACCAAUUCGGCGUCUGGGCGGGCCAGCUCGGGGACGGCCGUGCUUUCACGCUGAUGGAAACCAAGAACCCAGAGACCAGCCAGCGUUGGGAGAUCCAGCUCAAGGGUGCAGGCCGUACACCCUACUCGCGAUUCGCCGAUGGACUUGCAACACUCUCGAGCAGUGUACGCGAGUAUCUCUGCAGUGAGGCCAUGGCAGCGCUAGGCAUCCCCACCAGUCGUGCCCUCGCCGUGGUCGCCCUUCCUGAGCUCCAGGUCGCGCGCGAACGUCUCAACGUAGCCGCUAUCACCACCCGUCUUUGCGAAUCGUGGCUGCGCAUCGGCUCUUUCCAGAUCCACAGCUCUCGCAGCGAGUGGGAAUCCGUCCGCAUCCUUGGCGAGUACGUCUCCCACGACCUCUUCGGCUUCAACGAUGUCGUCAAGGGUGGAGAUGUUGGCGACGACACGCACCGACCGGUUUGGGUGCAGAGGAUGGUGGAAGAGGUGGCGAAGCGAAACGCAAAGACGAUCGGCCUGUGGCAAGUCUAUGGGUUCAUGCACGGCGUCAUGAAUACCGACAACAUCGCGUUGACAGGUCACACCAUCGACUACGGACCGUACGCCUUUAUGGAUCUGUACGACGAAGGACAGAUCUGCAACCACUCGGACGGCGAGGGCAGGUACGCCUAUCGACUGCAGCCCACCAUGGGUGUCUUCGCCAUUCGCGAGCUGCUCAACGCAGUCGCGCCGUUGGUCGGCUUCGAACUCGAGCACAAGCGUGCACCUGCGCCCGGCGAGCUUCUCGCCGCCAGCGAAGCGCAGAUCGAUGAAUGGCGCGAGCUGUGCGAUGAUGAGUACUCCAAAGAGCUCGAGGCUGUCUUUACGAGCACCUUGCUGGAGCAGUGGAAGCAGGCGUAUCGCGCCCGAUUGGGAUUGACCAAGGAGGAGGGUGACGACAAGACUGCGCUCAUCGAUCCGCUUUCGGGUGUACUGUCGGACCUCGACUUUUCCACCACGCUUCGUCGACUGUGUCAGCUGCCAGCGCUGCUCAAAGCGCGCGGUGUUUCAGCUGACGACGAGGAGAAGCUCAAAGAUGUUGUCGCUGCCUUUGUCGCUGGCGACCCCAACACGGGCCUGGAACCGUGGUACGACGCUUCCAUCCUGCCCGAAUACAUCCGAUCGCAGAAGGAGACGCAAGCGCGCACCUGGCUGUCCACCUACGCCCGUCGUCUGCUCCAGGAAGGCAGGGACGGAGAUCAAGUGACCGCGGAGAUGAAGUCGAAGAACCCGCGCUUCGUGCUGCGCAACUGGGUGACGAACGAGGUGGCGAAGCGCUUGGAAGAUUUCAACGAGACCGAGGUGUUGGCCAAAGUGUUGGAGAUGGCGACGCAGCCGUUCGAGGAUUGGGGUUUGCCGAGGGAAGGCAAGUCAAAGGAGGAAGUGGAGGAGGAGGCGAGGUGGUGUUCGUUGGGUCGACCGUUGACGGGCAACCUGCCUUCGUGUUCGUCGUGA
Molecule: messenger RNA, 2547 nt
Organism: Pseudozyma hubeiensis SY62
Lineage: Eukaryota; Fungi; Basidiomycota; Ustilaginomycetes; Ustilaginales; Ustilaginaceae
Product: potential mitochondrial protein
Exons: 1
Coding region: 1-2547 (848 amino acids)
Source: RefSeq, a predicted model, not a curated record